AUGAGUAAUUCACCCCCUACGGCAGAUGGGGACAAUGGUCUCAAGUCAAAGCAACCUGUUCCCGAUAAAAAUGCCGGUGAAGUUGCCCAAGAAAACACCAAGCCAGAAGAGCCAGAACAAGGCGAAAAUAAUGGAAAAAAGGAAACCUCGAUGGAGCGUUCCGCCAAGACAGAUAAUGAGGCUCACGAAAAUCAAGAAAAUAAUUCAUCCGAAAAAAAUUCCUCGGAUUCUUUCCAAAUCGAUUCUUACAAAAUUCAAGAUAUUUUCUGUCAAACUGCGAACACAACCAAUCCAGAGUACCUUGUCAGCCUGGAAGGAUCAUCAAUUAUUCGUACUGUUAAAGUGGGAGAGGACGUUUUCCAUUCUUCUAAAGAUUACCAGAAGAAACUCAAGGAAUUCAAGAAUUCUACCUCCCCAGGUAUCAUCGUUUCGAAUUUGACAUCCGAGCUCAUAGAGCCGAUGUCAUCCCCUAUAUCUGUCCCUUGUUUAUAUAUGGAUAGAAUUAUAACUCAUCGCUACGCCUAUAGUCCGAACACAUACCUUAUUGAGCCGAUCGACGAAGACGAUGAAGAGGAAUUUCUCAAGGACCAAAACGAGAAAAAGGAAAAAACGGUUAUUUAUUUCGUUAAGUGGAAUGGCAUGGAUGAAGAGUCAGCAUCAUGGGAAACGGAGGACACCAUUGCAGGCAAGGCUCCUUCCCUAUUUUGUGCUGCAAAUGCCUAUGAUUUCCCAAGAAUUAUCGAAAACUACUGGAGAAAGACGAAGAUCAUUGACGAAGAGUCGGACUACAAGAAAUUCCCAGAAACUCUCGAGCCACAUGAUUUACUCCACGAUAUUAAAUUAUCGGACGCACAAUUAGAGAUUUUCAACUUCCUCGUUAAGACAAUUUCAGCCAAUAAGACCCCAGUCGUCAGAAUUCCUCAGGGUAUCGGAAAGACUGUCGCUAUAACCUCAUUCCUCAACACAGCAGUCUUCAAGCUCAACGAAAACCACCCAACGCUUCUUAUCUGCGACGAUACAUACACUUGGGUCGAGACACUCAGAUUCGCUUCGAACUUGUACUGGUGCGAAUAUCCAGAAUAUAAAGGAGCCAGAAGCAUCAUUUCCCGCGAAGAGUUCCAGGGCAAGAUUGGCGCUAAGUUCGAUAUCAUCGUCAUGACCCAUGAACUCUUACAACGCGCAAUGAAUGCAGUUAAUAAAGUUAAAUGGGGAUUCAUCAUCUUUGAUCAGACAAACGAUCAAUUCAAGGUCCCAGUUUGGGUCACAAGACUUCCUGGCCACAAGAUCUAUCUCUACGAUCAACAGAACGAUGAUUAUUCUCAAAUUCAUUCAUCAUACGAAGUCGCUACCAUUACUGGACAAGAGUACAAGGCAUACGAAGAGCUAAUCAUGGUCCCAGAUCUCAAUGCCGGCCUCAUUUACGAUUAUUUAUACAAUCAUCUCAAAAAUUACAACCUCGAGCUUUACGACAACUUCCAAGUCCAAGUCUUCUUCCUACAAUGUGCAUACUCGCACCAAUUCCUUGUUCCAGAACUCAAGGAUAUCAUAAUUGGUCGCAAGGCUAAAGAACUUGGCUCUGCUCCGACACAAGAAGACAUUCUUGAGCUCUCAGGCGAGUGUUCUGCCAAGUUCCAAGAGGUUUUGAAGAUCACAAUGGAGUGCACUUCAUCUAAAACUGUUUGUGGCGUCAUCGCAAAUGGUUUCGCAGUAUUACGUUUACUUAAGGAGUUCCUUGUACACAAAGGUGUCCCAGCAACUCUUCUCAGUUCCCCAAUUCCAGGCGAAUCCUUCGAUAAGACCUUCGAAUGCGGCGCAUUGUUAAUGACUCGCAACAUCAACUCAUCAGUCAUCGAAAACUUGGACAUUUCCACUCUCGUUUUCUACGAUAUCGACGAAGAUUUCCAAACCGACCUCCACAUCCAAGAAUACCUCGGCAGAUGCUCACAAGUUGCUGUCAAGCGCUUAAUCACUGCCGAGUCCGCCGAAACAGCCAUCUACGGCCAUGUCCUCAACACGGACGAAUUCUACGCCCAAGGCAUGGAGAAGGAGGAGGCGGAGGAACUCGUCAGAUACUCCAUUGCAACAACUUCACCAUGGAGUCGCUCCAAAGACCAGAAAACGCAGACAUUGGACGUUGUCUAUCCAGACAUGAUCACGCAGUUGUACAAGGAAUUCAACCAGAUUCCUAUCUCCAGUUUAGAGACUUCCAAGGAAUUCUGGCACCACAUCUACUCUAAGAACGACGAAGUUCCUGCAAACGGAGACAUCACAUUGAAUUCCGUCAGAAAACUCGUUGACGAUGUCUGCAAAUUCGGUGUUUUCGAUAUCAAGAAGAUAGCAGAAGACAUGAAAUUGUCAGAAGAAGUGACAAAAUCUCGUAUUCUCAUGUCAUUCUCGUCAAUGCUCGCUGAAACAAAUACAUACGAUGUUAUUUACAUCGCAUGUUACAUUGCCAAAGAACUUUCAGCGAAACAAGUACCGGUAACUGCUGAAGAAUGGACAGAAUUGUAUUCCCAAACAUACGAAGAUAACAACGACGCAAAGAUCAUCCAACAAAUUCUGUCAGAAUCAAAGGUUUACAAGUCAUUUGCCAAAACAUGUCAAUUUGCAAAUGACAGAAUUGCCGUUGAAGCAUAUUCUCAGUUGACAGAAGAAUUGUAUCCAAGGAGAUACUGGACUGACAAGAGCGAUCUUCCAACGAAAGAACAAUUGAAAGAAGUCCUCAAACAAAGCAGUUCUUUCUGGCAUGUCAGAUACGAUGAUUUGAGAAGAGAAAUGAUGGUCGAUGUCAACUCUUUCGCCACACAUUACAAAGACGAAAAGAUCAAGGAUGAAUCAUUGGCAUUGAAGUUCUGUGUUGACAUUUUCAAGUGGAAUCCAAAGAGUCCAGAAUGGGAUGAAAACGAAGUUCUUCAAGUCAUCGCAAUGCUCAGUGAAUACGGCAUUCCUACGAACAAAGGAAAUGAUGAUGGAGAAGAAGUCCUCGCUCUCUGCAAUUUGAUAAGAAAGACACCGGAAGAAAGUGUCAAAUUCUGUCGUUUGAUGCAGGAAGAAAUCAUGAAAUUCUCUUUACACGAUGUUUCCAUUGUUUUGCCGAACCAAAUGACGAAUACAGAGGAUGUAAUCGAAAUUGUCGGCCAAAACAUUGCAAACCAGAAACCAAACAUCAUCGCAAUGCACGCAAUCAGAAAUUAUCUCGCGAUGACAGAGCAGCAGCGCAAGGAUAAUUUCUCAGGAAUAUUGCCAGACGGAUGGACAGUUGAGACUGAUUAUCUCUUGUUCAGUUUCUGCUGCCAGUUCGGUAUGGAAGCAGCGAACAAUUUACCUGAUGUUGAUAUCGGUGAAACAAGAGAAGGAAUUGACGUUUUCGGAAAUUACGAAAAACUCUUCAAAGCAACCGAAAAUAACUCAGCAAUCGUUGAGAAGAGAAUCACAGCAAUCGCACAAUCAGUUUCUCCUCGUGUUUCUCAUUCUUCUUUCUCCGAUGAAGAGCCACAAAUUCCAAAGACAACAAGAUGUGGCAGAACCGCCAAAGUCACUUCACCUCCUGAACCAACGACCACCAAUCCUAAAGCUGCAAGAAUCAAAGAGGAAAUCGUCAUGAAGGUUCCAGAAAAACCACCACCAAGUGUCAUCAUGGUUCCUCCAGAAGUCAGACUGAGAAACCACGAGAUGUCGAAUGAAGAAUUCCUUCAAUCUGUCAGAGAAAUGCGUAUCGCAUCCCAGAACUUGAUGAAUGCCCUCACAGAAGAACUUUUGCCUCCUGAUUUCGUUCUCCAGAUUUUGAGAGAAAACAAACUCAGUUCACCUAACAUUACUAGUUUGUUACAGAUGGGCAAAUUGCAGCCAAACAUUGUCUAUCAAUUACUUGUCGAGCACCAAAUUACAAAUGAGAUUCUGAAUGAAACAUUGACUUGGGUUCUGAACAACAAGUAUUUCACUGAUGACGUUGUGAGAAACAUCUUGGCAAUCUACAGGUACAACAAGCAGACAAUUUCCCAGGCGAUUUCUAACAGAGGAAUGGUGAUUUCGGACCAGAAACAAACGCCACCUCCGCCUCCAGCGACUGCUCCUCAGAAUCCGCCACAAAUUAAACCACCAAUUCAGUAUUCUGUCAUUUAUCAGCAGCCAGUUGUACAACAAAUGCCUCUACAAGUACAACAGCAGAUACAGAUGCAACAAAUGAUGCUUAACCAGAAUAAUAAUAAGAAAUCUAAGGGUAAAGCUGCACAACCAGCCCAGCCAACACCACAACAGCAGCAACAACAGGCACAACAACCACCGCAGAUGAAUCCGGCCUUAACUCAGCAAAUGUAUUAUAUGCAAUACGCAUAUGCCCAACAACAAGCUGCAGUUGCACAGCAACAACAGGCAGCUGCCCAGGCCGCCGCUGCUGCACAGGCUCAGCAAAACCAGGCACAACAAAAUCAGAAUAAGAAGAAUCAACCACCACCACCACCGUUGCCACAACCAGCGGCAGCAUUGCCAGUAAGGCAUAAGAGAGGUCCUAAAUCUGCAGCAGAAAAGGCAGCCGAGAAGCAAGCUCAAGAAGCUGCACAAGCCGCUCAAGCUGCAGCAUCAGCCGGCUCACAGGGAAUCGCAGUUCCCCUCAAAAUGAACGCCCAGCCAUCUGUUGUCCCAUUUAUCCCUGUUCCUUUGAAGAGUGACAACAAAUCUGACGACACAAGAAGAGGUCAGAAGAUUAUUGAGUCAACUGUCUUGGAUACACUAUUUAACAAGUUGGACAAGAUCGACAAGGACCACAACAAGAAGUGA
This is a messenger RNA of Trichomonas vaginalis G3, 4776 nucleotides long. RefSeq names its product helicase protein. The transcript has a single exon. Gene Ontology annotation, biological process: negative regulation of transcription by RNA polymerase II; chromatin remodeling. NCBI's taxonomy places the organism in Eukaryota, Parabasalia, Trichomonadida, Trichomonadidae. Bases 1 to 4776 code for a protein of 1591 amino acids. The record is from RefSeq and is a predicted model, not a curated record. Gene Ontology annotation, molecular function: chromatin binding; ATP-dependent chromatin remodeler activity; ATP hydrolysis activity. Gene Ontology annotation, cellular component: nucleus; chromatin.